AUGCUUCAAUCAGCCCUUUACCGGAUCCUGCGAAUUUUCUUCGUUACCCUUGACUUCUGGUUCAACACCGAUCCCCCAAUAAGCCGAGUCCAAAGGAGCGGUAAGCCCUCAGAAUCAACUCCACUUAAUAUCCUGACUUCUUCGCCUGGUGUCAAGGAAAUCGAAAUGUCAUCUUCUGACCUAACCCAAUUGGAAACCUGGGAGGAAAUCUACAAAGCGGAGUGCCUUAGUUUUAAGGCUAGUCUUGAGACCCAAGCUCAGAUCCUGAGAAAUGAUCCGGAAAGUCAAGGAGUAGAUCGUAUCGAGGAUGUUCGCAAAGAGCUAAUCUCACUUUCCCAUCAGACAGAGCGAAUCAAAGAGGCUGCAUUUGAAAUGGUCGACGAGACCCCGGACAGUGUAUAUGUGCGCAAUGCAACUCCCGGGUGGCUCUCUUCCCGAUUUGGAGAUCCACAGCUAGAACAGGUAUGUAUUAGCAUGGAAUACAGCUUGGACCGAUUGGCGUUUGAACUUAGAUUCGACCCGUCAAUGGACCUUAUGGUCGCCGGGCACCUUGAGCAAAUGACCGACGAUAUUGAAAUGGACUUUCUUUAG
Messenger RNA from Penicillium samsonianum, 591 nucleotides. RefSeq lists its product as uncharacterized. The record is from RefSeq and is a predicted model, not a curated record. NCBI's taxonomy places the organism in Eukaryota, Fungi, Ascomycota, Eurotiomycetes, Eurotiales, Aspergillaceae. The transcript has a single exon. Bases 1 to 591 code for a protein of 196 amino acids.